UAUCUAUCCAUGGCUAAUGGGGUGGAGUCCAGUCCGUUCCAGAUGGGAGCUGUCCCCAGCACAUUCCAGAAGCCAGUGGCUCCAUGCCUGGCCCAGAAUGGCGGCCACAAGUUCCUUGACCCUAGAAAAUCCUACAGUCCUAUGCAUGGGUGCCCUGUUCAGGAAAUGUUAGGGGUUUCCAGUCACUUCCUGAUUUGGGAAGUGUACCCUGCCUUCCUCUCUCACCCCCAGUCUUGGGGAGAGAGAGCCAGACAGAUAUACCCAGCCUGUUGGGAGAGAGAGAGGGGGCUACCCCAGAGGGGGCGGCCUGGACAGAGGAGGGGUGCGGCAGGGCACAUGGAUUCAGGGUAGCUAUGGAGGGGCCCAGAGUUGAGGGGUGACCUCUUCAGGGUCAUGGUCCAAGUGGGGCUUGUAGGAGAGGUGGGGGGUCCAGGUGGAGAGGCGAGCAGGAAUGGCACCCCUGGGGAACAGUAGCAGCCCCCCAGAGGCCCUGUGUCCUGAGGCCCCACCUCCGCCUCACCUGUGCACGGCCCCACACACUGCCGGCAGGGUGCGCGUGCGCGGGCCCAAAGAGCAGGCACCUGGCCACACACCUGUGCAGAGCCCGCCUCCCGCCCUCCCUGCACAGGAAUGGCGGUCUCCCAGCUGCCAUCGCCACUUCUGUCGCUGUCUCUGGUGCUGCUGCUGGGGAAUUCCUCUCUUGCCUCUGUCACCUCUAGAGGUAAGAACAGACUCCACCAUCCAGGUCUUUCCAGAGCAUGACUCCUCAACUUCAGGGACAUUCUCCACCAUCAUGUCCAGCCCCAGCUCCACAACUCCAGGGUUGGCACCCACUUCCUCUUCAGAAAUGGCCCCCCACCGCAGUUCUGGCUCCCUGGGUUCAGAGCCUACCACUCCCUCCCACUCCAGCCCUCCAAGUUCCCCCACCUUGACCUUGCAUAUGAGCUCCACUUCUCCCAGCUCAAGAACAGAGCCCUCUUCCAUGCCCUCAGCCACCACUGAUGGGACCUCUGUGUCCUCUGGCCCUGGAGACACUGGGGCCCCCGAGCUGCACAGGAACCCAGGCGUGGUGGUGGCUGUGUGUCUGCUGGUGUCCAUUGUGGUCGUCGGGUCUGUGCUGGUGGCCGUGAGGUGUUGCCACCGUGGUGUCUGAGUUCUAGAAGCCGGAUGAGGUGUCCACGGUGAGGAAACUGUGAGUCAAGCGUCAUCCUUUGCCACCACCAGAGUGAUCUCCGUGGGGCCGAGGGAGAAGGGGGCUUGGAUGGGGC
Messenger RNA from Suricata suricatta (meerkat), 1268 nucleotides. RefSeq names its product putative protein TPRXL. Lineage: Eukaryota; Metazoa; Chordata; Mammalia; Carnivora; Herpestidae. The coding region runs from base 452 to 1153 and encodes 233 amino acids. The record is from RefSeq and is a predicted model, not a curated record. The transcript has 4 exons.